UGGAGGAAAGAGGUCGCCAGCGAGAGAGGCAGAGAAAGAAAAUGAGGCUGCCAGGGCUGCCGGCUUUUCUUUAGCAGAGUCCAGGCUUGAAUGGGGUCCAGGCAGACUGGAAGAAGCAUGAAAUGGAUACAUGGGAAGAUGAUCCGGCUGACCAGCGAACCUGUCUUAUCUGUGGCGAUCGGGCCACCGGCUUGCACUAUGGCAUCAUCUCCUGCGAGGGCUGCAAGGGCUUCUUCAAACGCAGCAUCUGCAACAAGCGUGUGUACCGCUGCAGCCGUGACAAGAACUGCGAGAUGUCACGCAAGCAGCGCAACCGGUGCCAGUACUGCCGCCUGCUCAAGUGUCUGCAAAUGGGGAUGAACCGCAAAGCAAUCAGAGAGGAUGGCAUGCCAGGAGGACGGAACAAAAGCAUCGGGCCUGUUCAGAUCACAGAGGAGGAGAUAGAGCGGAUCAUGUCGGGCCAGGAGUUCAAAGAAGACGUCCCUGAGCACUCCUGGGGCAAUUACGGCGACAGUGACCACAGCUCCCUCAGCAAUGGCGCCUUGGAGGGCAACCAGCCGUCACCCGCCUCCACUCUGUCAUCCAAUCGCUCUGUAGAAAUGAACGGUUACACGGCAGCUCUCAGGGACCAGUACCUCAACACCUCCAUGUCAACACACUAUCAGCUCCUGCCUCACCUGUUCGGCUACACCGCCCAGUCGGGCCUGCUGGCCCCGCAGAGCCGCGGCCUCUUCCCACAGUCCCACCCACUGGUGCUGCAGCUGGUGGCUGCUGAGGACCUGGCACCCUUGACUACGCCCAUGCUAAUCGAAGAGGGGUACAAAGUCACACAGGUGGAGCUGUUUGCUCUGCUGUGUCGCCUGGCAGAUGAGCUUCUUUUCCGCCAGAUCUCCUGGAUUAAAAAGCUGCCGUUCUUCUGUGAGCUCUCCAUUGAGGACUACACUUGCCUGCUCAGCUCCACCUGGCAGGAGCUCAUCCUGCUCUCCUGCCUCACCAUCUACAGUGUGCAAAUCUUUGGAGACCUGGCUGAUGUCACUGCAAAGUACACGCCAUCUGAUGACGAGCUGCAAGGGUUCAGUGAGGAUGGGAUGGAGGUGAUGGAGAGGUUGAUAUAUCUGUUUCGCAAGUUCCACCAGUUAAAGAUUAGCAAUGAGGAGUACGCCUGCAUGAAAGCCAUCAACUUUCUCAACCAAGAUAUCAGAGGCCUCUCCAGCGUCUCCCAACUGGAACAGCUGAACAAGCGUUACUGGUACGUGUGCCAGGACUACACGGAGUAUAAAUACCCACACCAGCCCAAACGCUUCCCCGAGAUCAUGAUGUGUCUGCCAGAGAUCCGCUGCAUCGCAGGUAAACUGGUAAAUGUCCCCUUGGAGCAGCUCCCCCUGCUGUUCAAAGCAGUCUUGCACUCCUGCAAAUCCAGCCUGGCUGGCUACAGGACCAGCCCGCCCUGUGUGACCACCUCCUCUGGAAACUAGAUCCACGACCCACCUCUGGAGUCGAAGGACUGGUCUCCCCUCUUGAGAAUGUGACAAGCAGCUAGUUAGGUUUUUUUUUCUAUUUACUGUUUUCUUUAUAUAUUUAUUACACGACAGAGCUGAAUGUAUGCUGAUUUACACUGUGCACAUGCUUCUGUAGAAAAAAAAUGCUCGUAGAUGCAUUGGUCUUUGGAGUUUACAAGUGUGGAUCCAGUUUGCUUAAUGUGUCAGUAUUGCCCUGGUUAGAGCUAGACUUUAAAAGAGUUUAUUUUAUUCUGAUGGGGCGGGCGGACACAUGAUGACGAGUGUUUUAAGACUACCUCAGGAAGAUGUUGUUACUAUUUUCAGGUACCUUUUCUUGCUGUUGAAUGAAAGAGUCGUCCCAUCUAAAACCAAAUCCCUGCGGAUGUUUCGGCACCUCGAUCGGGGGCCGAGUGUUCACCGGAGCUGAAAAACAGUGUUCGGUGAGACUGAAAGUGCAAAGUUAAGAAGCAGAAUGUUGCUGCUGUGUCUGCACAGGUUCUCUGACGUCCUGUUUGUGGAAGCAGGCUGGUUAGUUCAACAUUCCACGAGCUGAGGUUGCUGGAUCUGUGCCGGCAAUGUUGCAAAAAGGAGCAUACGGGUAUUUUUUACAAUCAUAGACUGGGGAUGCGAGGCUUUCGCACAGGGGAAGGGCAGCGUAGCUAGGUUUGCAGAUAGAUUUGUUUUUUGACCAACGUUUUAUGCAAUGCUUGUUUCCAAACUCCCGUCGACGGGUCGGGAGCUGAUUUCUUACCAAUGAAGGAUCAGGAUGAGAAAUGAAUCAGUCUGUCAGAGGAGAGUCCCUCUGCUGGACACUCGCGUAUGUUGUCGGAUUUCAUACGAAAUGCUGCUAAACGUGCACCGCUUGCCGUGCACACUCAUAUGCAUAGAGCAGACAUGUUUGUUGUCUUUCUUUUCCCCUCAGCAUCUCAUCAGAGGGUUUUAUUUUUAAAUGUUGAUUGGUUGUUUGACCUAAAGUGUCAGGACUGGCAGUAACAUUAAAGUGAUAAUCUG
This is a messenger RNA of Thalassophryne amazonica, 2510 nucleotides long. Its product is annotated as nuclear receptor subfamily 6 group A member 1-A-like. The coding region runs from base 123 to 1475 and encodes 450 amino acids. The record is from RefSeq and is a predicted model, not a curated record. The transcript is spliced from 9 exons. Gene Ontology annotation, molecular function: sequence-specific DNA binding; DNA-binding transcription factor activity; zinc ion binding. Gene Ontology annotation, biological process: regulation of DNA-templated transcription. NCBI's taxonomy places the organism in Eukaryota, Metazoa, Chordata, Actinopteri, Batrachoidiformes, Batrachoididae.